CGCUCUGUGAUUGUGGGAUAGAAGCCAAAGCUCCUUGGAUGUCGCAGCAUCAGUUGGGCUAUUUGACAUAUUCACUUACUAUCUCGAAGCAUUCUAUGGGACAGCAUCACAUCAGGCACCGAAACGAAGUUGCCUUCCUCUUCCUGCUCUUAUCGGUCCCAUGCGGAGAGUCUUCAAGGAACGACAGCUUCAUGGACAAGUAUCUUCUUGAGGGGACGCCUCUCGACCUGCGCUUGUACACUUCACGGAGCGUCGUCCACCAGGGAGACAGGGCACGUUUCGUCUGUAUGGCGCUCUUGGCCGACGAAGACGUCUCUUUCCAAUGGCUUGUCGACCAAGAGGAGGUGCCACCCGGAGUCUCGUACGAAGUUGUCGAAGACUCUAACCGGAAUGUCAUCCUCGUGAAAUCGAGAAAUUACAAGAUGCGAUACAGCGCACUCCGUGUCAAAGUCGCUUCUCUAGGGUCGCACACUGUGAGCUGCCGUGUGACCACCAGGAAGGAGACCCGAAGUGUCUACCACCUGAGCAGCGCCUUCGAAGUUGAGAGCCACACAAAGCCCGACGGGACACCGAAUGAAAACUUUCCCGGUCAUUCAAAUAUUGGGUCACUGUGUGGCCACUCUGCGCGCUGUGUUGGUCAGGAUGUCAAUUGCAUGUUUGGGCUCCAAGACCUACCAAGAUGCGAAUGUGCCGCCACCACCCACCUUAAUGAUAUCUUAGAGCAGUGCAUACGCGAGCAUGACUUUGACGGGUUUUGCUACUUCAAGACUCAGUGCAGUGGCUUCAGCCUCAAAUGCGACAAAGAAAAGAACCGAUGCGUCUGUCAGGACGGAUAUGAGAACGCUUCUUCGCGAUGCAUCACACACGUCGCUCGAGACGAAUUUUGCGACAACUUCCGGAUUUGCGUCGAGCCCGCCAUAUGCGUGGACAGAGUGUGCACCUGCGGUUCCGGCUUCCACAGAUACGGCAGCGGCUGUAGGAAGAGAGGCCUUAAUCGGGCAAACUUCGUUCUUCGGACCGUGGUCAUUGCUUGCAGCUUCGUCUUCAUUGUCGUCCUUUGUUGCAUGGCAGAAUAUUUCCGGCUGAAUACGUACAAGCCCACCGUGCUCUAUCCUCCGGAGCAAAGGGUUCCAGGCACUGCCAGUCAAAUGAGCUUACGAUCUUCUGCCUGCGACAUUUCUUGUCGGGAGAACCUGCAUUCUCUGGCACGAUCCCUCACCUCUCGAAGUUCCCUUCCAGAUAUCAACGUAGAUGAAGGCAGGCCUUUAUGAUUAUGUUAAUGCACAAAAGUGUUAAGGUCCCUAGUAUGUGAACUGUGAUUAUUCAGUGUAACGUCGGACGACAUGGGCUGUGAUACCACAAGUCAUAUUGCACCCUUCGAACCACAUGGGCGCCGUCUGAUGGGCAGGAAAACUUCUAGUGGCCGCAGUUCGUUAAAACCCAACUGUGUUUUGAAGAAGCAUGUUAUAUCGUAAUGAUAAUGUUAGCAACAUUUCCAAGUGUUCAUCUUUUGCGCUUUGGUGGACCGAUUUUUAAUGGGACGGGUUCGCAGAGUGUCGCAAACCAUAACGACCUCAAUUGCAUUUUACAUGCAACUUGUUUCAAUGUACAAAUUUCCCACUGUGGGAGAUUAUUUCCACUCCGGAUCGUUGUUUUCUUUCGGUACAGGCGUUGGCAUUCAUUUAGAGGGACCGAAAAAUCAAAUGUAACAAUGUUUUAAGAUACAUCAUGCAGAUUUCACACAAUCA
Molecule: messenger RNA, 1748 nt
Organism: Ornithodoros turicata
Lineage: Eukaryota; Metazoa; Arthropoda; Arachnida; Ixodida; Argasidae
Exons: 5
Coding region: 39-1271 (410 amino acids)
Source: RefSeq, a predicted model, not a curated record